ACGAAAAUGGCCAGGCAGAAGCUGGAUCGUCUCUUCUAUCUUAAGGCUAUCCCCAGACCAGCGGUGGCUCCCCAGAAGAAGGCUCCUCAGUUUAUGCUGGAUCUUUUUAACGCGGUUUCUGUCACGGAUGGGACCCCGAAAAGCCAGACGGACAUUCUGGAAGGAAACACGGUGCGGAGUUUCAGCGAUAAAGGGCAACCUAGAGAGAGUUUUCACUUCUUCAACUUGUCGUCUUUCGGCAGAGAUGAGAGAAUGAUCAAAGCGCAGUUCCGCUGGUUCCGAAAGAAAAGGAAGUUUUAUCCCGGAAGGUUUCACACGCCUCAUUUCUACAAAGUGGCUCUGUAUGAGGUGCUGGAGAACCUCGUGAAGCCAUGGCGAGGAAACCUCAUCACCUCCAGAUUGGUUCCACUAUACACACAAGGAUGGGAAGUCUUCAAUGUCACUCAAAUGGUAUCCAAGUGGAUCCAGAACAGUCAGGAGGACAACGGCAUCCUGGUGGUGACUACACUUCCUUCCGGUAACUGGAUGGAGUCGGUGUUGCAUUCAUCUAAACAGAAUGUAGAGCUGACAGACACAAGCGCCUACCUGGUCAUAUUCUCACACGACAAAGAGACAGGAGCAUCAAACCAGUCAUACUUUGACGAAGGCUCACUGAUGCAUGUGGGGACCCAACCUGAACCGGCUGCCCCCGAGCACCGCAGCAGAAGGCCUCGUGCAUCUUCGAGUGUCGUGCCCCUCGACAGCUCCCAGCACUGCCAGCGCAUUUCUCUGUUUGUUGACUUUGAGGAGAUCGGCUGGUCGGGCUGGAUCAUCUCUCCCCGUGGAUACAAUGCCUAUCACUGUACGGGCUCCUGUCCAUUCCCGUUGGGGGUAGGCAUCAGGGCGACCAACCACGCCACAGUGCGUUCUAUCAUGCACGCACUCAAGGUUACUAGCGAUGAGGUGGAAGCGCCCUGCUGCGUGCCGGACACGCUCCAGUCUAUGAGUCUGUUGUAUUUUGACGAUGAGGAGAAUGUGGUUUUAAAGCAGUAUGACGACAUGAUGGCGUUAAGCUGUGGUUGUCAUUAG
This is a messenger RNA of Pelmatolapia mariae (spotted tilapia), 1068 nucleotides long. RefSeq names its product bone morphogenetic protein 2-B-like. Gene Ontology annotation, molecular function: growth factor activity; cytokine activity. The transcript has 6 exons. Gene Ontology annotation, cellular component: extracellular region. The coding region runs from base 7 to 1068 and encodes 353 amino acids. Lineage: Eukaryota; Metazoa; Chordata; Actinopteri; Cichliformes; Cichlidae. The record is from RefSeq and is a predicted model, not a curated record.